Messenger RNA from Pocillopora verrucosa, 1809 nucleotides. RefSeq lists its product as uncharacterized. The record is from RefSeq and is a predicted model, not a curated record. NCBI's taxonomy places the organism in Eukaryota, Metazoa, Cnidaria, Anthozoa, Scleractinia, Pocilloporidae.
AGCGCGAACUCUCAUAAGUGCAACCGUGUGGACUCUGAUGCGAAAGACAGCUGUUCUACUGUCCACAUCGCUGCCUCGUUGAAAAAUCUAGCAAAAUGAAAGGAAUAAUUUUUGCUUUAGUGUUUUCUGUCAACAUUCCAAUUUGCAUUGGGAGAAAUGUUCAGGCCUUGCACGCGUAUGAUUAUGUACACAAACCUGGUCUUUCAAGCAGAGAACUCAAAUUGGCGGACGAAGGGAGACCAAGUGAAACGACCCAGUUACCUGUUGUGUGUGAAGAUGAUCCAAACUAUGCAGAUGGCUGCCCUCGGAAAGCUGCCGUUACAAACUAUUGCACAGAACAAGAGGAGUUUAUGAGGAGGCAUUGCGCAAAGUCGUGCAAAUUUUGUUCGGAGGCGUCGACUGCACAACCCACAACUGAGGCGAUAAAGCCACCAGCACCAGCGGCAACUACUGGACACACUGAGAAGCCACUUAAACCUGGAGAAGUUGGAUGCGCAGACAAUCCAAAGUUCAAAGAUCCAUGCGCAGACAUUGCUUCGACACCAGGCUUAUGUCAAGAGCAGGAAGACUUCACGAGAAAGAAUUGCAAAUCGUCAUGUGGAUGGUGUGGGAGGGAGAGUGAAAAGCCCACGUCACCUGUUGUGUGUGAAGAUGAUCCAAACUAUGCAGAUGGCUGCCCUCUGAAAGCUGCCGUUACAAACUAUUGCAGAGACCAAGAGGAGUUUAUGAGGAGGCAUUGCGCAAAGUCGUGCAAAUUUUGCAAGGGAGCAUCGACUGCACAACCCACAACUGAGGCGAUAAAGCCACCGGCACCAGUGGUUUGUGAAGAUGAUCCAAACUACGCUGAUCGCUGUCCUGAGAAAGCCGCCGUAAUUAACUAUUGCAAUGACCAAAAGAAGUUUAUGAGGAAACACUGCGCUAAGUCGUGCAACUUUUGCGGAGAGGCGUCAACUACUCGACCCACUGAGAAGCCACUUAAACCUGGAGAAAUUGGAUGCGCAGACAAUCCACAGUUCAAAGACCAAUGCGCGGACAUUGCUUUGACACCAGGCCUUUGUCAAGAGCAGGAAGACUUCACGAGAAAGAAUUGCAAAUCGUCAUGUGGAUGGUGUGGUUCACCAGCAACAAAGCCUCCUAUUCAGGAAAUCUGCGACGAGGAUGCACCAAAGUGGAGACACAAAUGCCCAAUAUGGGCCGCGAUGGGGGAAUGUGAAAUUCGGAAGAAGUUUAGAUUCUAUGAACAUUACUGCCCAAAGUCUUGCAAAUUUCCAUGCAAAAAAGAGCCAACUGUGAAUCCCAACGCGACAAAGCCGCCUUCACCUCCAGCUUUCUGUCGCGACCGAGACAGAAAUUGCGAGUGGUGGAAGUCAUUUGGAAUGUGUGAAAAUCACGGAAGAAAUUCCUCCAUGGCCGUUUACUGUGGAGUGACCUGCGGCUUUUGCAAAGCACCUACCCCAGAGGAAUGUUAUGACAAGGGAAACAAUUGUCAGGAGUUGAAGAAUGCCGGACUGUGUAGCUCCACUCGACCUGAUAUGGAGUAUGAAGUCAAGACAAACUGUUUGCAAACAUGCGAGUUCUGUGUUCCUAAUGGUGGUCCUUGAGGAGUGACGCAGAUCCCAAAGAAACUCAGGAAUUCUAAGCGUGUUUCAUACACAACACGUUAUUCCCUCCGCGCUGCAAAAGCUGUAGAAUGUUAACAUUUCAGAACUAGACGGUAGACUCUGAAACGCUGCUGCAAUAAUGUAACGAAAAGCCACAAUAAAAUGCUGAUAAAAAGACAAAAAAAGACCGUGAGAUAUGUGUCCAGCG